This is a messenger RNA of Daldinia caldariorum, 1650 nucleotides long. RefSeq names its product general substrate transporter. Gene Ontology annotation, biological process: carbohydrate transport; transmembrane transport. NCBI's taxonomy places the organism in Eukaryota, Fungi, Ascomycota, Sordariomycetes, Xylariales, Hypoxylaceae. The transcript is spliced from 10 exons. Gene Ontology annotation, cellular component: membrane. Bases 1 to 1650 code for a protein of 549 amino acids. Gene Ontology annotation, molecular function: carbohydrate:proton symporter activity. The record is from RefSeq and is a predicted model, not a curated record.
AUGGAAGAAAAGGAAAUUCAUGCGCCGGGUGUCCUUGUGUCUCACGAACAGGUUCCCGUGAGCGAAGGAUCAGGUUCAACGACGAACGCCCCGGGUACUAAGGCGAAGACGGUACAUAACGCCGAACUUUUCGCAGCGCUCCAAGAGACCAAGAUCGACUAUAAAAGCAAAUAUUCAAUACACCUUUACUUCUCUAUCUUUGUCGCAUUUUGUUGCGCUUGCGCCAACGGAUAUGAUGGAUCGCUCCUUACUGGCAUCGUCGCUAUGGACCAUUUCCAAAACACGUUCCAUAGCGGUAAGACGGGUACUCUUGUCGCAUUGAUGUUUUCUCUCUACACCGUUGGCGCUAUGGUCGGCGCCCCAUUCGCUGCCAUUGUCUCCGAUAGACAUGGCCGUAGGGUUGGUAUGUUUUGCGGCGCGGUUAUAAUUAUCGUGGGGAUGAUCAUUGUUGCCACCGCUUCUACGAUCCCGCAAUUCGUCGUUGGUCGUUUCGUCCUUGGGUUGGGUAUUUCCUUCAUGACUAUUGCCGCACCAGCUUAUGCUGUGGAGAUCGCGCCUCCUCACUGGCGAGGUCGAGCUACUGGAUUUUAUAACUGCGGCUGGUUUGGUGGUGCUAUUCCCGCAGCUGCAGUCGUCUACGGAUGCAAUAGGAUCGAUAACGACUACUCUUGGAGAAUCCCGCUAAUCGUCCAGGCGCUCGCUUGUGUAGUGGUAUUAUUCGGUGUUUGGGUUAUCCCCGAAUCGCCUCGAUUUUACAUGGCCAAUGGCCGAGAGGAGGAGGCUAUAGACUUCUUGGCAAAGUAUCACGGGAACGGCAAUCCUAACUCUAAACUCGUGCAGCUCGAAGUUGAAGAGAUGAAGGAAGGCAUUCGCCAAGAUGGCAUUGACAAGAGACCUUGGGAUUAUCGCCCUUUUCUUUUGAGCCAUAGUGGACGUUGGCGAAUCGUCCAAGUCCUAAUGAUUUCUAUUUUCGGUCAAUUUUCUGGUAACGGAUUGGGUUACUUUAACACUACCAUCUUCGAGAUCAUCGGCGUGACAUCCGUUGAGCAACAGCUAGCCUACAAUCUCCUCAACUCCGUGCUCUCCGCCGUCGGUGCUUUAACGGCAGUGGCUCUCACGGAUACUAUGCCCCGGCGAAAGGUACUGGUCCUUGGAACAUUCGCCUGCGCUGCUGCCUUGGCCACUAAUUCUGGCCUUUCCGCUGCGCUAGAUGCUCAAGGAGAGAAUAUCCAGGAAUCCUACGCCAAGGGUGCAUUAGCAUCUUACUUCUUAUUUAACAUCAUUUUCUCCUUCACAUACACACCGCUCCAGGGCGUUAUCCCCACAGAAGCUCUGGAGACGACCACUCGAGCCAAGGGUCUUGCCUUCUCCAACGUUAUCGUAUACGCCAUGGGUUUCAUAAACCAGUUUGCUGGACCGAUCGCUCUGGGGAAUAUUCAAUACAGAUAUAUUUACGUUUUCGUAGGAUGGGAUAUUAUUGAAGCCGUACUUUGGUAUUUCUUUGGGGUCGAAUCGCAAGGGAGAACACUUGAGGAACUUGAAUGGGUUUAUAACCAACCCAAUCCCGUUAAAGCUUCACUUCAGGUUGACAAGGUUAUCAUCCGGGAAGACGGCAGGGUGGCGGAGAAGGUGGUUACGAGCAAUGCAUGA